AUGCCACGUCUAUCAGACGAAGUGGACGAGGAGCACCUCUUGGGCGCAGAGUAUGCGCACCACGAAGGGGUGCUCCCAAUGGAUCCGUCUGAACCGGGCCCCCGUGCCGGCUUCCAAGCCUUCCAGAGACCUCCGCCGUCGAAAUGGAGGCGACCCUCUCCCGGCGGUGGCAGCGGCCUCGGCGGCCUCGGCGGGGUGAUCUGGCAAGCCGGCUCGCGUCUCGAUGCCGCUCUAGCUCCAUUCCGGGCCCGAUCGCCGCGGACUAUUAUCAUCCUGCUGGCCCUCCUCAAGUUCGCCAUCACCAUACAGGCCAUGCUGCUCAUGCUCCCCAUGAUGAGGCUCGUCGAGGACGGCAUCUGUCACAAGCACUUUAAGCUCGGACCCGCGGAGACGAUCCCCGAGAUGAAGUGCAAGGUCGACGAGGUGCAGAAGCGGCUCGCGUGGCUCGGUGGGUGGCAGUCCCUCAUCGGCGCCGUCGUCAACUUCCUCGUUGCCUUUCCUUACGGAGUCUUGUCAGAUGGAAUCGGCCGCAAGGCAGGCCUUGUCUUCGCCUACAUCGGCACCGUCACCGCUUUCAGCUGGGCCCCCUUCCUCCUCGCUCACUUCCCCGAUAUCAGCAUCUACUAUCUCUUCUUCGGCUCCUGCUUCUUCCUCUUUGGCGGCGGCAUCGUCGUUGUCUUCAACAACGUCUACGCCAUGGCUGCCGACAUUAGCACCGAAAAGGACCGCGCCUCGAACUUUGUUCUCCUCUCCGUCGGCGCCGUCGUCGGCGGCCUCAGCGGCCAUGUGUGCGCCGGUUUCCUCAUGGAAAAGUUUGGCCCCUGGCUGCCGAUCCGCCUGGUCUUCGUGCUCGCCCCGUUCAUCUUCCUCAUCAUCGCGCUCCUGCCAGAGACUCUCCGUGUCAAGCUCAAUCCCGAAGAGACGCCGAAACCGCAGCUACCACUCGGCGACGCCAUUAGAGAAGGCUUCCUCAGCGGUCUGGUCCAGCUCAAGGACUCCCUCGCGAUGCUCAACAGCCGCAACAUCCUCCUCUGCCUCGUGCCCUCCCUCGUCGGCAACCACCUCAUGACGGCCCACUCCUCCACGCUACCGCAGUACGUGAGCAAGAACUUUGGCUGGACCCUCGCCCAGACCAGCUUCCUCCUCUCGCCCCUGGGCUUCUUACACAUCGGCACCCUCGUCCUCCUCCCCUGGGUCUCAAAAAUCGUCGUCGACCCCAGAGGCCGCUUCCGCCGCACCGGCUUCGGCAAGGACGCCCUCCUCGCCAAGGCGUCGUACAUCAUGAUCGCCGCCGGCGCCCUCCUCGAGGCCUUCAGCCGGGAGAUUGUCGUCUUCCUCCUGGGUCUCGUUUUCCAGACCUUUGGAUCGGCCCACCACCCGCUGGUGCGCGCCAUGAUCACCGAAUUUGUCGAUCCGGAGCACACCUCCCGGCUGUACGCGCUCACCAGCAUGGUCGACACCCUCGGCUCGCCGCUCGGCGGACCGGUGCUCGCGUGGGCGUUCUCGCUCGGGCUCGAAAAGAAGGGGCUGUGGAAGGGGCUGCCGUGGUUCUACGUUGCGGUCCUGGCGUCCCUGACGUGGGCGGCGCUGAUGCUCGUGGAAGAGCCGAGGAAGAAGGGGCCCAUCCACUUGGAGAGUGAGAGCUCUAUGGAAGGAUUGGAUUAUGAGUCAGGGGCCGAGGAUUAG
Colletotrichum orchidophilum is the source of this 1686-nucleotide messenger RNA. Its product is annotated as major facilitator superfamily transporter. The record is from RefSeq and is a predicted model, not a curated record. NCBI's taxonomy places the organism in Eukaryota, Fungi, Ascomycota, Sordariomycetes, Glomerellales, Glomerellaceae. Gene Ontology annotation, biological process: transmembrane transport. Gene Ontology annotation, molecular function: transmembrane transporter activity. The transcript is spliced from 2 exons. Gene Ontology annotation, cellular component: membrane. Bases 1 to 1686 code for a protein of 561 amino acids.